This is a messenger RNA of Sungouiella intermedia, 1236 nucleotides long. The record is from the annotation of a GenBank genome assembly. Lineage: Eukaryota; Fungi; Ascomycota; Pichiomycetes; Serinales; Metschnikowiaceae.
AUGGGUAGAGAAACCGUGAUUGGGCUUGUGGGAAAACCUUCCAGUGGAAAAUCGACUACGUUGAAUGCUCUAACAGACGCCAACGCAAAGGUCGGCGCCUUUCCAUUCACAACCAUAGACCCAAACAAGGCUACUGGGUACCUUGAAGUGGAAUGUGCAUGUAAAAGAGUUGGCAAGCAGCUGCUAUGCAAGCCCAACUACGGCUACUGCCGAGACGGAAUUAGAGGUGUACCUGUGAUGAUGUUGGAUGUGGCUGGUUUAGUUCCCAACGCUCAUUUGGGCCGUGGUUUGGGUAAUAAGUUUCUUAGUGACUUGACUGAAGCUGAUUGUCUUAUCCAUAUUGUCGAUGUGAGUGGAACCACCGAUGCAGAGGGCAAAGAGACUAGAGGAUACGAUCCUCUCAAGGAUAUUGAGUGGCUCCAGGACGAAAUCUUCCAGUGGAUCUUGGGAAAUCUCACCGAGAAAUGGGGCUCAGUGGUGAGAAGACAUAUUGCAACUAAAUCGUCCACUUUGGAGACGUUGCGUGCACAAUUGGGUGGAUACUACGCCAACAAACAGCUUAUAGCGAAGGCAUUGGAUGCUGUUCCCAACUUGGGACCUCUCCAGGAGUGGGACCAGGAGACCAUUGAGGAAGUGGUGAGACUGUUUAUGAACACCAAGUUCCCCACCGUUCUAGCUCUCAAUAAAAUGGACCAUGCAGAUGCAGACAAGAACGUGUCGAAGAUCAUGUUGAAAUAUCCGGAACUGAAGUGUGUGCUCACGUCAUCGCUCACUGAGGUUUUCCUCCGAAAGUUGGCUUCACAGAAUUUCAUUAAGUAUGAACUGGGAACCGAAUUUGUCGACACCGCCGAGGAUCUCCCCGACGAGGGCCUUCGUCCCUUGGAUGAGAAGUUAUUGAACAGAAUCGAAAACAUCCGUGACUUGGUACUCUACCGUUUCGGAUCCACUGGCGUGGUCCAACUUCUUCAAAGUGCUGCCCAGCUCUUGGACUUGGUGCCCGUGUAUCCAGUGAGAAACAUUCAUACGUUUGGCGGAAGUUCCGGUCCCAAUGUGUUCCGAGACUGUGUUCUCGUGAAGAGAGGCACGCCUGUAAUUUCCGUUGCUCGUAAGAUCAUGGGUGAUGUCACCAUUGCUGCCAUUGAAGGUGUUGGAGGAAUGAGAAUUGGCGAAGAGGAUACGGUUGAUGUGGGAAAGAACGAUAUUCUUUCUUUCCGUCUUGUUCCUGGUGGACACUGA